UACGCGACGGAUCUCUUCGGAUGAACGUUUCAAUCGCGGUUCAAACACGUGACAUGAAGCACGAAAACCAAUCGUUUUAACUGUAGUACACGUGUCCUGAACAUCGGUGUGCAUUUCAAUCUAAUCGUCGCAAUGGGGCUAAAAUGGUUAAGGGCCGUCCGCAGUUUUUUGUUACUGAUGGCGGCGAUAACGAGCGCAAGUGCAUCAAAAUGCACCAGACUUAUAGACGGGACGACAAUGCCACGUUCCAACGCUGAAGAGAAGUACCAUCUCUUUGUCACGCUGUUCAACCGAACGGAAAUGGUGUACUCGUACAUGCCCAACACCAGAUACACUGUAACCGUGCAAGCAGACAGUACCGGAGUAAUACCGCGGAGGUUCACGAGGUUUCUAAUAUCCAGCGGGCCAGAAAAUGAAGAUGACACAGUAAAUGGCGGCGUUUUCGAUCUUCAAGACGAGUCGUUGACAAGGUUCUCCGAGGUUUGUCCAAACGCCGUGGUGGAGACCUCAAAGGUACCAAAAGAGGAAAUAUCCGUGGCUUGGACCAGCCCUUCCGAAGGUAGCGGUUGCAUAUUUAUCAGGGCAACGAUAUUGGAAACGCCGGAUACAUGGUACAUGGAUGAUUCGAACUUAGUUCUGAAAAUAUGUCAAGACUCGAAAGCCGAGGCGGACGAUCAGGGACCAGUGUUGGAAACUUGCUGUACCUGUGACGAGGCGAAGUACGAAGUUACUUUCGAGGGACUUUGGUCCAGGAACACCCACCCCAAGGACUUUCCCAGCAAAGGAUGGCUGAUUCGAUUCUCAGACGUGAUUGGAGCUUCCCACACGGUAGAUUACAGAUUUUGGAGAUACAACGGCAUGGCCAGUGCUGGUUUGCGACAAGUGGCUGAGCUUGGAUCAACCAGAAGAUUGGAAUCGGAAUUAAAAGACCAAAGCGAGCAUAUCAGAACGAUCAUCAAAGCCAGAGGAAUAAGUUACCCUAACGUUACUGGCAAAACUUUUGCAGUAUUUCGCGUCGACCGGAAGCACCAUCUCAUGUCUUUGGUAUCUAUGCUUGAUCCUUCGCCGGACUGGAUAGUCGGUGUGUCGGGUUUAGAAUUGUGUCAGGAUGAUUGUACUUGGAUAGAGCACAAGGAACUCAAUCUCUAUCCUUACGAUGCGGGUACCGACGACGGAAUCACGUAUUUGUCGCCAGAUUCGCCAAGGGACGAACAAGAGCCCAUCAGACGCAUAACUUCGACGUAUCCGAACGAUUCAAGGUCUCCCUUUUACGAUCCUUUCGGUUUGGGCAUGAAGCCCCUGGCCAGGCUGUACUUAAAUCGACAGAGGCUCUACGAGAAGACUUGCGUCGGCACCCCAAAAGAUGCUGUUGACACAGGUGUUACUUCUCCCCCGGAACAUAAUCGCAAACAUAAAGCCUGCCAGACGACGCCAUGGGGUCCUUGGGGCGCUUGUUCCGUGACUUGCGGUCGUGGAAACCAGCUCAGACAAAGACAGUACAAAGACGAAGUCGCCGCGACGCUGUACAAAUGCAACGCCAACCUGACCGACAGGGCAACGUGUUAUGGCUCGAGUCCUCAUUGUAGCAAAGCAGGACCCUUGAAGGCUCUCCUGGACACCGACAUGUGCGCCCUGGAGAAGUGGAGCGAGUGGAGUUCCUGCACGACGACCUGUGGCCCGGGUCAGAAGACGAGAUCGACGAAUUUCCGCGACAAGAAGCAUCGCAAACAGUGCAGAGCCAUCCCUGACGGGCCGAAACUUCAGCAGACAAUCGACUGUGAUAACCCUCCGUGUUUAGACGACGACGGGGAUGAGGUAAGAGAACCGUCCGCUCAGGAGGAGGACAAUGAUAGCAAUCAGGACAAUGGCGACGGAGAGGAUUACGAGGGAGAGGAACCGGCGAUGGAGGUAACCGAGGAAUGGAUGCAGAAGUGUCCCGAGGAUCGCUAUACACCAUGGACCUGGUGGUCGCCCUGCAGCUCCAGUUGUGGCCCUGGUGUCCAAAUGAGGUCCAGACUCGUCGAUCGAAAUUGGAGCAGUCUCGGUGACACCGACGAUGACCUGACUCUGGAGGAAUGCAAGGUCCAGCAGGCUGCCUGCGUAGCCACUAUUCCGACCUGUGAUUUCUCUAAAGACGAAGCAGAACAAAUAUGCAGCGAACCGAUGGAAAAGGGGCAAUGCAAUCGCAACAUUUUACGCGCGUACUUCCACAAAGAGACUGGUCGUUGUCGUUUGUUCAGCUACUCCGGCUGCAAUGGAAAUCGAAAUAACUUCCCCACCGAGCAGGACUGCAAAAAUGUUUGCGGCAACUUUCAAAGGGAGUCAAGGUCAAACUUGUCGACAAUGGUGAAAAACUAUAAGGUGUCUCUCAGCAGCGUUCUCAGCUAUCACAUACCCGCGCAGGAGCAACGCAGCACGAAGACGAAACGAGCUCACCACGAAAAAUUAGAAUUCAAGGGAAUGAAAUCCGACAGCCAGGUGAUAGAAUCAUCUGAGAACGUGGAAGAUAUCGACUGUCAGGUGACAGAAUGGAGUGGUUGGUCCAAGUGUAUAGGUUGCCGUGGAUAUACAGUCAGUACGAAGGAAAUCAUGAUACCACAGAGCGGUAAUGGUAAAAGUUGUCCGAAGAAACUUCACCGUAAAAGGAAAUGCCACAAGAUACCGCCAUGCUCUUUGCAAAGCGAUGGACCAAGACGGCGUAUACACCGCGACCGAAAUACGGAAAUAAACGAGAACGAAAUCUCAGUUGACUGCAAAAUGACACAGUGGUCCACUUGGUCGCGUUGUACAGCAACGUGUGGCGACGCAUCGCAGUGCAGAAGAAGAACAGUCAAAGUUCAACCCCGUGGUCCUAGAAGCAAACUGUGCCCUGCUUUGGUAGAGUAUAGGAAAUGUCACACAAUCGAAUGUCCAUAGUAACAUUUAUCCAAAGUUUUUACAUAUCCAUUUUUUUUUUUUAUUUCGCUCGUACCUUCAGAAUAUUUGAAUCUUGAAUUUUACUUGGAACGUGGUAUGUAUCAUUGGAUCAAGCGCGACGAAUAUUUAACAUGAAAUAGAACUUUAUACAACGAUAUAUAAAAUUGUUAUAAAACAUUACAGUUUUUUUUACCUCUUAUAGUAACAUAUUUUUAAAAAUUCUUGCAGACACCAUGAAUAUAACGCGACAAUCGAAUCAUUAAAUUUAAUGU
Molecule: messenger RNA, 3188 nt
Organism: Colletes gigas
Lineage: Eukaryota; Metazoa; Arthropoda; Insecta; Hymenoptera; Colletidae
Product: spondin-1
Exons: 17
Coding region: 133-2916 (927 amino acids)
Biological process (GO): cell adhesion
Cellular component (GO): extracellular matrix
Molecular function (GO): serine-type endopeptidase inhibitor activity
Source: RefSeq, a predicted model, not a curated record